Chara braunii is the source of this 673-nucleotide messenger RNA. NCBI's taxonomy places the organism in Eukaryota, Viridiplantae, Streptophyta, Charophyceae, Charales, Characeae. The record is from the annotation of a GenBank genome assembly.
AACAUCACGGAGUGAUUAGACGAUCGGAUGUCGGGCUUGGCGAACGCCUCGCAAUCUGAGUUGCGCACUUACAGGUAUGCCCUCGGCGUCGACUCGUCAAGACCAUCGAUCGCAGAUGCCCUAUCCGAUUGGGAAUGGCCGUCCCGGAAUCCGCAGCGGCGCAGUCGUCCCGCACGAGCAUGCGUGGAGGAGGGCAAUCUCACCUUGAUCACGRAGGAGCGGCUGGUGUUUCUGACUCAGCUGSUGGAUGAUCUGCCCCUAGACAUCUUGUCACGCAGUGACGAGCAGCCUGRCACCCACGUGCUGUCUCGAACGCUCRAGCCGCACCUUGUGUGGUCCACGUGUACGGAGAUUGACGAGGACAACUGUCUCUAUCCCUCCCAGGCGCUUUACUUGGAGAUCGACGUUACCGAUCUCAUGUAUUGGGACCUGAUCGCGAGGAGAAACGCGGCGCAGGACGAGGAGAUAGGGGGGGCAGAGGAAGAGGAGGAAGARGAGGAGCCAUCGAGUGRAGAACGAGACGAUCCAGACUACGUCCCRGRAAGAGAAAUGGGGAUAGCUAGCGGAUCGAGCCAGCCGUGUAAAAAGAACGAAGAGGAGGAAGAGUAGAGGAAGUGGAAGCGCCAAGAGACCGCGGAGGGAAAGCGACCCACAACAAACGUUUCUCCUAUCG